AAAAUCUUUUUUUUAACCAAAACGAAAAACCACCAACCAGCCAGACCAGCCACGGCAAAAUUGAAUCAACUCGAGAGCAAUAUCUUCAAGAAAUCUAUUUCAUCUUUUCAUUUUCCGGUCGACUGUUCACCGAAGAAAGUCUAUUUAAAUUCCCACUCAGUUAAAAUAUAUCAAAACUAGAAAACAAUCAAUUAUGGAAGAACUCAAUGAAAUCCUCGACAUGUCCAAAGACAAAUCUACCCAAAAAGAACAUGAUGAAAUUCUACUUCAACCAUUCGUUUACAUUCAACAAAUUCCUGGCAAACAAAUUCGAUCGAAACUAGCUCGUGCCUUCAAUCAUUGGCUAAACAUUCCCAUGGACAAAUUGCAUAUUAUUGGCGAAAUUGUUCAGAUGCUUCAUAAUUCUAGUUUAUUAAUUGAUGAUAUUGAAGACAAUUCAAUUCUUCGCAGAGGAAUCCCAGUUGCACAUUCCAUUUAUGGAGUUGCCAGUACAAUAAAUGCAGCCAACUAUGUUAUAUUCUUAGCAAUGGAGAAAGUCCAAUUACUUAAUCAUCCAGAAGCAACCAAAGUCUGUACAGAACAACUUCUUGAACUGCAUCGUGGCCAAGGAAUGGAAAUUUAUUGGCGAGAUAAUUUCACAUGUCCCACAGAAUCUGAUUAUAAAUUGAUGACAAUUCGAAAGACUGGUGGAUUAUUUAUGCUGGCUAUUAGACUGAUGCAACUUUUCAGUACAAACAAGAGCGAUUUCACUAAGUUAACAGCCAUAUUAGGAUUGUAUUUCCAAAUUAGAGAUGAUUAUUGUAAUUUGAGUAUGAAAGAGUAUUCUGAAAAUAAAAGUUUUUGUGAAGAUUUAACAGAGGGCAAGUUUAGUUUUCCUAUCAUCCAUGCCGUCCAGAAUCAAGGAAGUGAUAAACAAGUCUUACAUAUUUUAAGACAGAGAACUCGAGAUGUUGAAGUGAAAAAGUAUUGCAUAACGCUACUUGAAAAACUUGGAAGUUUCAAAUAUACAACAGAUAUAUUGGAGACUUUGGACAAACAAGCAAGGGAAGAAACUGCGAAAUUCGGACCUAAUCCCAUAAUGGAGACUCUUCUUGAUGAAUUGCUUUCAUGGAAAACAGCAGAAAACUUGGAACCUGCGAGUACAUCCAGUCAAACACCACAACUGUAAUAGUUUCACUAAACGAACUGAAAAGGAGCGUUCAUAAUUUCAUCAAAAAAAGUAACAUUCAUAACCCCAUUAUUUAAAUAAAGCAACACUUGUUCCAGCAUAAUCUUAAAGAUUUUGACAGAAGAUAAGACUCCGAUUGGGCACUAGUUUGGCAAAAAAAAAAAUUAACAGAAUGAGAUAAAUGA
Episyrphus balteatus (marmalade hoverfly) is the source of this 1353-nucleotide messenger RNA. It is a transcript of the gene qm, whose product is annotated as terpene synthase. The transcript is spliced from 8 exons. Gene Ontology annotation, molecular function: prenyltransferase activity. Gene Ontology annotation, biological process: isoprenoid biosynthetic process. NCBI's taxonomy places the organism in Eukaryota, Metazoa, Arthropoda, Insecta, Diptera, Syrphidae. The record is from RefSeq and is a predicted model, not a curated record. The coding region runs from base 194 to 1168 and encodes 324 amino acids.